Molecule: messenger RNA, 4270 nt
Organism: Melospiza melodia melodia
Lineage: Eukaryota; Metazoa; Chordata; Aves; Passeriformes; Passerellidae
Product: cytochrome P450 2J2-like
Exons: 10
Coding region: 1290-2597 (435 amino acids)
Biological process (GO): xenobiotic metabolic process
Cellular component (GO): cytoplasm; intracellular membrane-bounded organelle
Molecular function (GO): oxidoreductase activity, acting on paired donors, with incorporation or reduction of molecular oxygen, reduced flavin or flavoprotein as one donor, and incorporation of one atom of oxygen; iron ion binding; heme binding
Source: RefSeq, a predicted model, not a curated record
UCUAUUUUUACCCCCACAGGCCUGUACAUCCUCCCUUACUCACCAGCAGCAGUAACACUGUUUCUGUAUAAAAAAGAUCCUAAUGUAAAAAUAUUUGUUUCACCCUCUUUUUGUGAAAACAGAAACCAGUUCUUUAUGUCAGACUUGAAAAUAUAUCCUCUAACAUUUUUUUAUUGUCUUUUCCUGUUGAUUUUCUUAACCCUUUGAGUGCUUUUGUUUGCAUCCUCAAGCUGUUAUGCAGAAAUUAUGAAGAUGAUCCCAGGUACUUUGAAUUUUCCAGCAUUAUGAAAAACUCAUACAGCUAUUUCUUACACAGAGGUAUCAUGUAGUUCCCAGUAAUCUACCCAGAGAACACCAAGUUACUCUUCUCUUAGGCAAACUCUCUGUGACAAAAGGUCUUGCAGCAAUUAGGACCAGGGGUGCCAGUCCCAUUUCUGUUGCUUUUCUCAUUUUUAUUUUGGAUAUUAACAUCAAUUACAUAAUUUAUCCCACUCUUUGUGCCAUCUGAAUCGUAGCUUUAAUGCUCCCAGGUUUUAGGCUCAUUCCACUGUGGGAAUUUUGCAAGUUCCUGAAGACAACUGUGGGCAAAGAUUUAAAAAGCAUAGCAAUGUGUUGUGCAAUUUUCACUUCUAAAUGUUAUUUAUUUGAAGCCUCACUCAAGGCACUUGAGUGCUUUUUUGUGCCCAGUGUAUGAACAGUUCCUGUGCUUCGGAGAUCCUAAUUCCAAUAUGACAUUCCCUCUUGGCAAAGGUGUUACAGUUUAUUCUUCAUAUUGAAAUAUUGAUGUCCCAGAGCUGAAAUUAAACCUUUGCUUGCUCAAGUGUUUCAGGACCAUGCUUGUUUGAUUGUUGCAUUACCUGCACAGCUUUACUUUUGCAAGCAUUGUAAGCAUUGCAAGCUAAUCUUCCUGAGACUUACUUCACACUGUGCUUUCAAGUCCACUAAAAAUCUUAACUUUGGCAUCCUGAUAACUCUCAUUAAAACUUGCUGGUUUUGCCUCAUUCAUGUCUUUGGACUGCCCUUUUUUCAGCUUAGCACCUUUUAGGUAAGCUGAGUUUUCUGCGAAAAAUACAAACCCAGCAAAUAUUGCUGAUGGUCUGUCCAGAGGAGGAUGCGGCAGACUGGAACAGGUCCGUGUGAACACAAGGUCCUGAUUUCCUUUCCAGUAAAGCUCAUCCAGUGACAUCAGGCUGCAAAAAGCUUGCAAGCAAUUCCCUCCUGGACCAACUCCUCUCCCAUUGCUUGGAAACUUGGUGCACUUGAACUUUCAGUUUCAUCGGGAUCUUCUGAUGGAGCUGGCAAAAACUCAUGGUAACAUGUACACUCUGUGGUUUGGGUGGGUCCCAGUGAUUAUACUGAAUGGAUUUCAAGCAGUGAAGGAUGGCAUGACCACACACCCUGAAGAUGUUUCUGGCAGGCUGGUGUCACCUUUCUUCAGAGCAUUGGCCAAAGGAAAAGGUAUUAUACUUGCAAGUGGUCGCUCCUGGAAGCAUCAGAGGCGUUUUGGAAUAAUGACUCUACGCAAUUUGGGAAUGGGGAAAAAAGGCCUGGAGCAUCGAGUGCAAGAGGAGGCCUCUCACCUGGUGGAGUUUUUUGGGAACCUCAAAGGGAGACCUGUGGAUCCUUCUUUCCCUCUUUUCCAUUCUAUUUCAAAUGUAAUUUGUGCUGUGGUUUUUGGAUAUCACUUCUCUGAUGAGGACAAAACCUUCCAUGAACUGAUCCAUGCUACAGAGAAAAUAUUCAAGUUUGCAGGCAGCUUUGUUCAUCAGAUGUACGAAAUCCUGCCCUGGCUGCUGUGUCGCCUCCCUGGGCCUCAUAAGAAGGUGCUGGCUUGCUAUGAUGUCCUGAGUUCUUUUGCAAGGAAGGAAAUCAGAAGACAUGUAGAGAGAGGGAUACCAGCUGAACCACAGGAUUUCAUUGACUUUUACCUGGCUGAGAUUGAGAAAUCUAAAGAGGGGGCCAAGUCCAAGUAUGAUGAAGAGAAUUUGGUAUAUGUCAUAAAUGAUCUUUUCCUUGGUGGAUCAGAGACUUCAAGCACUACAUUGUACUGGGGACUGCUGUAUAUGGUGGUGAAUCCAGACAUCCAAGAGAAAGUGCAGAAGGAGCUGGAUGCUGUUCUGGGUCCUUCCCAGUUAAUUUGUUAUGAGGAUCGGAGAAAACUGCCCUACACAAACGCUGUGGUUCAUGAGAUCCAGCGCUUCAGCAACAUCGUCUUUGUUGGCGUCCCCAGACUGUGUGUGAGGAACACAACUCUGCUGGGAUUCCCUGUCAAAAAGGGCACCAUUGUUAUACCAAAUAUAGCAUCUGUUCUGUAUGACCCUGAGCAGUGGGAGACACCUCGGCAGUUCAACCCUGGCCAUUUUCUGGACAAAGAAGGAAACUUUGUACCUCGAGAGGCUUUCUUACCAUUCUCAGCAGGGCACCGGGUGUGUUUGGGGGAGCACCUGGCCAGGACCGAGCUGUUCAUUUUCUUUGCCAGCCUGCUGCGGGCGUUCACCUUCCGCCUGCCCGAGGGCGUGACCCGGCUCAGCACGGAGCCCGUCAUGGGGGGCACUCUGCAGCCCCAGCCCUACAGGCUCUGUGCCAUCCCACGCUAGGCUGCAGCAGGAGACUCCCACCUUUACCUCUGUCAUCCGUAAUAAUACGGUUUAGGUUUUGAAAUCAGGUUGCAGUUGUCUGUUCCAGGGAAAUAUGUGCAAUUGGGUGUGUUACUUUUUAAACUACUGUGAUUGCUUCACUUAAAGUGAGUUCAUGUCACAGAACUGCAGAAGUGCUGCUUUGUUUUAUAUUUGCAGGAUAGCAAGAGUGUGUGAAUCCAGAAAGCCUAAAAUAUUUAAUUUUGAUGGACAUGAAAGAGCUGCCUAACAUUAUAUGGUGCUCAGCUCUGCUAAGUUGUGGUACAGGAAAGCACUGGCCAGUUGUCUGCCACCCAGAUCCUCUGCUGAUGUUAUUCUUGUGCUUUUCUUUCUCUUUCAUGAUGGGCCUCUCCUGGGUAGCAUUAUUAGUGCCACAGCCAUAAGCAGGACAAAUGCCAAACUCCAGGGAAGCUAUUUACCCUGGCAAAAGGAAAAAGCAGUCGCUGGAGACAAAGACAGCCUUGUGUACAAGUUGGUAGAUUCUGCAUCCAUCCAGAAAUUAAAGCAAGGGUUGAUUUUUUUUCACUUCUGUUCAAAUAAGUUGUUUGGGGAACUGUUUUCUUUCAAAGGCCAAGGCAAAACUGUCCCUGUGGAGGCCUCAUGGAACGACCCAGUGAAUCAUUGGUGUGUAGUGGGGGAACCUGACAUCUAUGGGAUUACAUUUUGAAAAAAAGAAAUUAUCUGUUGCACCAGCAUUUGGGGAAACUAUUUCUGUAUUUGAGGAAGUUUAGAAACUCUUGGACAAACAGGAGGUGAAAGAACAGGUAAUUUUUGCUGUCUCUCUGGCAGGUGACAAAUGCAACAAAAAGGGAGAUGGGUCAAAAGAGCCAGAGGAGGUUGCACUGCACAUGCUGUGUUGGUAAUCUGAGCCUCAUCACAGGAUUUGUACUAAACAUCUCUUUCUGUUCAAGAAGCACUGGGAUAUAUCUUCAGCAGGAAAAUUAUUUUAGGGUUGUUUAAUAACAAUACAGUUUUUAGCAUUUGUACUGUUCUCACAAACUUUUCUAAGGCAGCUGCAAUCAUGUGCUGUCAGAACAUGAGACUGGCUGAACCUGACGCACCAUGGCUGUGUUUGAGUUCUAUAAAAGAAUUAAAAUAGUUUCAUAUUAAUAUUCAUCUUGAACAUUUAUUGUCAUUAUUAUGUCACACUCUUAUAUUUUCCAUUUGAAUAACUUCAUCUUACUUUCAGACAGUGCCCUGACCAAAUGCCUGCUGAGACAUAACUUGGGAAACUAGAAAAAAAUGCUCAUCUAAUCAAUUGUAAUUCUGGAGCAUGAGCUAAAAUGCACUAAAUGCUAUUCACUUCCCUUUGAUUAAAAGAUUUGCCUCUGGUACAUUUUAAAGCUUAAUUCAUUCAUUUGCCGAAUGCCUUCAGGUGAGAAAAAUGCACUGUGAACAGGAAAUCUGAUUUUCUUCAGUACUAAAAUGAAAUUUCAUGUUUAAAAAAGACAGAUAAUAUGCUAGUUGAAUUGGUGUUACACACGCUUCCUUUACCAUUUGUCAUUGUGUGUAAGAUCUGCAUUUAAGUCCAUGCUGUAAGGGCAGCCUUGAACUGGGAACAGCGGGUAACCCAAGACGAGGAAAUCCCUCCCCAUAAAAUCCUUGUGCUGAAAUGUUAUCUUCUCACUUAUUUU